GUGAGGAGGCGGCACGCGCGCGCCGUCGACCACGCCCAUGCCGAAAUCUGCCUCUGUGGGCUGUGGCUGCCGGACGAGCAAGCGCCACGCGCGCGCCGUGCCUGCCAUGAGCCGUCAGUCCGCAGUCCGCAGUCCGCAGCCACACUUUUGCUAAACCCUAGUAAAUAUACGAUACGAAGCGCAAACGCUUGCCUCAUCCUCGAAUUCGCCAUGGCGAUGCCCACCACCUCGUCUGCUUCCCCAUGCCAGGCACCGUCGCCCGCCGGGCUGCCCAUUUCCCCUGGCGCCCGCGCUACCAUCCUCUCAUUCAGCCGCCGCCUCCGCCGCUCCCGUGGCGCCAUCAUUUCUGCGCCCACUGGUUGUCUGUUUCUUGGUCUUCCCAAGUCGUGCUGUUCUAUCGCAGCCUUUGGUGAAGUGGCAGCGGUUUCUGAUGAUUAUGUAGAAAGCUCGCCCUCAAGCAGUGGAUAUCUGAAUAGUACUAUGGAUGCUUCAUCUCAUGAAGAUAAUCAAUCAGAAAGGGUUGCUAAAAUGAACCAAAACUCCAGAGACAAUAACAAAAUGAUCAAAAUAUGUGAUAAGUUAAUUGGCGUAUUCCUGGUGGAUAAACCUACACCAACGGAUUGGAGAAAAUUACUAGCUUUUAGCAGGGAAUGGGACAACAUAAGGCCUCAUUUCUUUAAACGCUGCCAGGAAAAAGCAGAUACAGAGCUGAACCCUGAGAUGAAGCACAAUCUUCUCAGACUUGGUAGAAAACUUAAAGAGAUUGAUGAAGAUGUACAGAGGCAUAAUGAACUUCUUGAAGUAGUAAAAUCCACACCAUCUGAUAAACUUGGUUCUAUUGUUGCUAAGCGGCGUAAAGAUUUCACAGUGGAAUUCUUCAACCACCUUUACUAUGUUGCAGAGUCUUGUCAUGAUGAACCAGAAAAGCAAACUGAGUUGGCAAAGCUUGGAAAUGAUUGUGUAGAUGCCCUACAAGCUCAUGAUGAUACAACAGGGAGCCUUGAAGCUUUGAAUGCUGCAGAAUUGAAGUUAAAAGAUAUACUUAAUUCACCUUCGGUGGAUGCUGCUUGCAGAAAGAUUGAUGACUUGGCUGAGAAAAAAGAACUGGACUCUGCACUAGUGUUGAUGCUUUCAAAAGCUUGGUCAGCUGCAAAGGGCACUGACAUCACGAAAUCUGAGGCAAAGGAUAUAAUGUUUCACCUAUAUAUGACUGCGGUGGCGAAUCUCCAGAGACAAAUGCCGAAGGAUAUAAGAAUACUGAAGCAUCUUAUAAUGAUAGAGGAUCCAGAAGAACGGUCAAGUGCACUUAAUGACGCUUUUACUCCUGGCCCUGAACUUCAAGGGGACAAUGUUGAUACAUUAUACACGAGUCCAGAGGCGCUGCACACUUGGGCAAGAGCUAUAGUUGAUGCAUAUUAUAACAGCAGAGAAGGCACUCUCAUUGGGCAAGCAAGAGACAUGAUGAAUCCUAAAAUCAUUAAGAGAGUCGAAGAGAUAGUGAAGAUAAUCAAGGACAAGUACCUUUAAGUUUUAGUCAUCAUAAAAUGGGGGUUUAACAUUUCUACUGAUUGUACAAGUCUUGUGCGAUGAUGGUCUUUUACAGGCUGCUCCCGUCAAAACUACUGCCAUCGUUCCAGUUGGAACUCCUCAGCACUGACGAAACAAUCAGUGUUUAAAGGAAAUGCAAGUUGUUGUAACUCAUUACAAUGAGAAGGUGUUUGUAGCAUGUGGUAUCAGUUUAGCUGCUACAUAGAUAUUAGCGGAGUACUUGUAGCUGUCCUGACUCUAACAGUGUUGUAACUGUACUAGUAUCGAACCAGGAGACAUGUAUGUGUCCAAGCAUUCUUGUAAUGAGCUAGUGAUCUCAAACAAUUCUACGGC
Molecule: messenger RNA, 1881 nt
Organism: Zea mays
Lineage: Eukaryota; Viridiplantae; Streptophyta; Magnoliopsida; Poales; Poaceae
Exons: 6
Coding region: 211-1527 (438 amino acids)
Cellular component (GO): chloroplast thylakoid membrane; chloroplast envelope
Source: RefSeq, marked validated